AUGUUUUCGUCCUCUAGUCCACGUAGAGCCACCGGUGCAUGUGACCCAACAUGCCCCGCUGAUGACGCGAGAGGCGUGAAUGACGAGGGAGGUGUGGAUGACGAGGGAGGUGUGGACGCCGCGGCAGGUGUGGACGACGCGGCAGGCGUGGACGACGCGGCAGGCGCGGAUGAAGCGUCAGGCGCGGACGUCGCGGCAAGCGCGGGCGAGGCAGCAGGCACGGGAGAUGUACCAGGUGUGGGAGAAGAUGACAUACGGGAAGACAUAAGGGAUCUCAUUUACGCCGCCGCCGCCUUCACCUCGCCACACAGCCACCCGGCUCCGCAGCCUCCUACACCCACAGCUGCGCUGCCGCCGCCUUCGCGCGCCACACCACCCGGCUCCGCGGUCUCUACACCCACACCCACUGCUGCGGCUGCCGCCGCGGAGGAGGACCUCUGCUUCAAACAUCGUUGGAGUCUGCAAAGCCAGGCGCGGGACUUCUCCAAAUCAAAAACCACUACCCCACCACCAGAAGACCACUGCUUCGUCCUAAUUGCCGGGACGAAUGACUUGGCUACCGGGAGACAAGACAUAAUAUACCAACACAUGGAGGAAAUCAUUCAGCAAUAUUCCAGCAACUCGAAGGGGUUUGAACAGCCCGCCCAGAACCUUCAACAGAACGCCGGCAGAAUCAGCCCCGAGACCGCCACUGCCGCCGCCGACGCCACCCGCCACCGCCAAACUAGCGCCCAAGGCCACAACACCUACGCGGAGGGCUGUAACUCAAAGACCUGCGGAGCGUCCACCCUUCCAACAACAAAAACUGUCUAUGGU
Messenger RNA from Homalodisca vitripennis (glassy-winged sharpshooter), 816 nucleotides. RefSeq lists its product as uncharacterized. The transcript has 4 exons. NCBI's taxonomy places the organism in Eukaryota, Metazoa, Arthropoda, Insecta, Hemiptera, Cicadellidae. The annotation marks the transcript as partial. The record is from RefSeq and is a predicted model, not a curated record.